Messenger RNA from Nothobranchius furzeri (turquoise killifish), 1909 nucleotides. The record is from RefSeq and is a predicted model, not a curated record. Lineage: Eukaryota; Metazoa; Chordata; Actinopteri; Cyprinodontiformes; Nothobranchiidae.
UUCCUGCAUGCUGGUCCUCAUAUGACCAGAGCCCCAUUCGCAGCGGAAGGGAUGGCUGCGGCAACUUUGAUAGUAUUGAGUUUAUUAUUAUGGCAUUCCAAGACAGAAAGAACAUCACAUGGUUCCACUCCGAACAUUAUCAUCAUGCUCAUGGAUGACAUGGGGUGGGGGGACCUUGGAGUGUUGGGGCAGCCCUCCAAAGAGACCCCCAAUUUGGAUGCUAUGGCAGCUCAGGGAAUGCUCUUCACCAACUUCUACACGGCAAACCCACUUUGCUCACCAUCCAGAGCAGCACUUCUCACUGGAAGACUUCCUGUCAGAAAUGGUUUCUACACAACUAAUGCCCACGCCCGGAAUGCAUAUACACCACAGGAGAUAGUAGGAGGAAUCUCCAAGGAUGAGAUUCUGUUGCCUCAGCUGCUGAAGAAACAAGGUUAUGUGAGCAAGAUAGUUGGCAAGUGGCAUCUGGGCCACAGACCACAGUACCUUCCUCUGGAGCACGGUUUUGAUGAAUGGUUUGGUUCUCCAAACUGCCACUUUGGGCCCUACAACAACAGCGUCAGACCCAACAUCCCCGUAUACAACAACUCUGAGAUGCUUGGAAGAUACUUUGAGGAAUUUCAGAUCAACGUAAAGACUGGCGAGUCAAACCUGACUCAGCUGUAUUUGCAGGAGGGUCUGGACUUCAUUCUUCGUCAGGCUGAAGCUAAGCAGCCCUUCUUCCUCUACUGGGCAGCUGACGCCACCCACGCCCACGUCUACGCCUCCAAACCCUUCCUGGGGAAGAGCCAGCGAGGCCUCUACGGCGACGCGGUGAUGGAGUUGGACUACAGUGUGGGUCAGUUGUUGUCGCUUCUACAGAAACUGGGAAUCGACAAAAACACCUUUGUCUUCUUUACGUCAGACAACGGAGCAGCUCUAAUAUCAGCCCCACAUCAAGGUGGCAGCAACGGGCCGUUCCUCUGUGGGAAGGAGACCACGUUUGAGGGCGGCAUGAGGGAGCCCGCCAUCGCCUGGUGGCCAGGACACAUCAAGGAAGGCACGGUGAGUUUGCAAGUUGCUAACGUAAUGGACCUGUUCACCACCAGCCUGGCACUAGCCGGCAUCAGCGCUCCUGCUGACCGAAUCCUGGAUGGACUGGAUCUCACGCCGGUGCUCUUAAACUCCUCAAAAGAACUUGAAAACAGACCUGUAUUUUACUACCGAGGGAACGAGCUGAUGGCGGUGAGAAUCGGUCAGUACAAGGCUCACUACUGGACCUGGAUCAAUUCGUGGGACGAGUUUAAAAGUGGUGUAAAUUUCUGUCCGGGUGAAGAGGUCCCGGGUGUGACGACUCACGAUCAGACAGAACACUCUCUACAGCCACUCGUUUUCCACCUGGGGCGGGACCCUGGAGAGAAGUACCCACUCAGGUCAGAGAGCAGCAGCAAGACCAUGGAUGUGGACGCGUCUUUUCUCAAAUCCAGGAGGGGAAUCGUAAAAGUGGCAGAGAUGGGAACUCUUUUUGUUGCAUUUGUGUGUUUCGCUGUGGCGUCUGCUCCAAAGUACAUUGCAGCCACACUGUUGGAGUUACUGAUCACGUUACUUUUGCUGCUUCUGUACGUUCUGAAGCUCAACAAGAAGGUGGCGUUUUUCUUUUGGCCUCUCGUUGAUGCUUUAAAUUCAGUCUUUGCAGCGGUCUACCUUACCAUCCUGAGCCUGAUUGCUCUGACCUCAUCUAACAUCCCAGUCACACUGGCUGGAGGGGUUUUGUGUCUCCUAUCAGUAGCACUGCUCUGUGCAGAAAGCUACACACUCUUCAAGAUCAUCACAUUCAACAAACCAAGAAGUGAAACUGAAACACAAAAUCAAGUUCACCAAUAAAUAAAUACAGGAACUGGAUUAAAGCUGCAUGAAGUCUAAUCAAAAA